Aspergillus wentii DTO 134E9 is the source of this 1245-nucleotide messenger RNA. Its product is annotated as BSD domain-containing protein. Gene Ontology annotation, cellular component: cytoplasm. The record is from RefSeq and is a predicted model, not a curated record. The transcript has 2 exons. The coding region runs from base 1 to 1245 and encodes 414 amino acids. Lineage: Eukaryota; Fungi; Ascomycota; Eurotiomycetes; Eurotiales; Aspergillaceae.
AUGGAUCUCGCGUACGAUCACAUCCAGGGGGAGAUCUACACCACCAACGACUCCUCGAAGAAGGAAGGCGACCAAGACGACAAUAACACCUCCGAGAACCAACGACCGAACGUCGACCUUAACACCGAGCUGCAAGAGACAUUCCGCGCCUUCUCUGCUAGUCCAUGGGGUGUCCGCAUUGGUGGACUGUGGGAUAAUGUUCGCAAACAAGGAGAGACUUAUUAUGAAGGUGCCCGACAGGAAUAUGCGGCCGCAAGCGAGGAGGCUGUCAAAGGAUUCUCGGACCUGAGGGAGACUAUCGUCGGGCGCACACGGGGUCUGUCUAUUAGUACAGGUCUUGCGGGUGGGAGCACGGAGAAUGAGAAGGACGAGAAGGAUGAGCCGUCUACGCCUACAGCUCCCAAGGCAGAGGGUUCUCGGGAUGUGGCGGGUGAAGGCAGUUCGAAUGAGGGCUUCCUCUCCCGCUUCAAGGCCGAAGCCGCUAAGCGACUUAGGGAGAUUGAAAAGGCGGAGGAAGCUGCAGAUGAAGCUAUCUUGCGAUUUGGCAUGAACAUUGGUCAGAAAUUGAAGGAGGCUGUGAGCAUUGUUCCUCCAGACACGGAGUCGUCGGACAAGCUCUUGUUUGAGAGCAAAGAUGCCGAGGGCAAGAGGGUCAUCCACGCCACGCGCUUUGAAGCUCAGCUGCAUGUCAUCCACUCGAACCUGGAGAGCUUCAACAAGGACCCUGUCAGUGACCAGUGGCCUGCGUUCAAGGAAAAGUUCAACGUCGACAGCAAGACUAGUGAAAUCGCCGCCGACCUUGAAAAGUACCCUGAACUUCGGUCUGCGAUGGAGAAGCUUGUGCCAGAGACUGUUGAGUACACCGAUUUCUGGCGCCGCUACUACUUCCUCCGUCUCGUCAUUGAGACGGAAGAACAGAAGCGCAAGGAGCUCCUUAAGGGUGCCAACGCGGAAGAAGAGGAAGAAGUCGCCUGGGAUGACGACUCUGACGAGGAAUCCACUUCCCCCUCCACCCCUCAAGUCAAGUCCAACAAAGCAGACACCACCAAGAAUGCUGCCGCCGAUAACACUACCCCGAAGCCCAAUGAGCCACGUCGCUCUAAUGACCAGCAAUCCCAGGCCGACAGUGAGUCUAGCUACGACCUUGUCAGCGGCACUACCAGCCGGGCACCCGGUAGUCCCAAGGAAAAGAGCCCUGUCCCCGCCGCAAAGGCCGAGGAAAGCGAUGAGGAGGAUUGGGAGUAG